AAGUUUUGGGAGUUCUCAACUUACCAGUUAAAUAUUUUUUUCCGACCAAGUAAUCCGUUUGCGGAAAAGCAGUUCAGCAAUACAGCGACUCAGAUGGCUAGCAUCAAUAUUCUGAGGGCACUCUAUGCCGGUAAUAUGCUUUGGCAUACAAGUGCUUUCAUCCAUUUCUCAUUCCGCCAAGAAUACAUAAUGCGGAAAAUCAGCAAGCGAUCAAAGUCGAAGUUACCAACCGUCUCUUCCUUGCCUGAAGGCGAUGCAUGGCAUCAUGAUAUCAUGGCCUACUUGGGCUACAUCAACGUCGGUUACGUAGCACUCGCCGGGAUAAGACUCUGGAGCCUCACUAGGAAUCACGAUCUCCCACCCGAAAGCGAUAUGGACGUUCUAGCGUUAACAGUUCUGGGAAUCGCGAAUGCCAGUCAAGCUUGGGGGAACUUUGUCUUAUCGGCUGGCAGUGGAAGGUGGAUCAUGGGUACAGGGUUCGAUAGGAUUACCGUGUUUGAUGCGCUGUUCACGCUGCUGGAUGGAUAUGUUGUCGCAUCGUAUAUCUUUGGUUCUUGA
This is a messenger RNA of Periconia digitata, 558 nucleotides long. Lineage: Eukaryota; Fungi; Ascomycota; Dothideomycetes; Pleosporales; Periconiaceae. The record is from the annotation of a GenBank genome assembly.